AUGGGAGCUGAAGAACGUCCUACGUGUCCUGUUGAUCAUAAUUCGAAAAAGAUAUGGACCAAAGCACUAUCUGCGGAAGGUGCUUCUGGUCUUCCUGAAGGUCACCCACAACUUCCUGCUACAGAAGGCGCAACUCAACCUGCUUGUCCUGUCGACCAUAAAACACGUACCGUUUGGCUGCAGAAAACAGCUGGUACCGGCGUGGAGGAUGUAGAGUGCUCAUCUGACAAGCUUUUGGAAACCCCAAAGUACCAGACUAAUGUGAAGUUACCAACGGAAAGAGAAAUAUCAUCUAUUCCUAGAAGUGGGACUGAUGGCAACUGGGUUUACCCUUCAGAAAAGCAGUUUUACGAGGCAAUGUUGCGUAAGGACUGGAAACCUAACGCUGAAGACAUGAAAACCGUGAUUCCUAUCCAUAAUUCCGUUAACGAAAGAGUAUGGAACUACAUCAAGAUAUGGGAGUCUGGUACCGGAGCAGAUUCUUGUGGUGGUAUAAAAUUGAGCAGUUUUAAGGGUGAUUCAAAGCGUCUAACCCCCCGUGCUUGGCUAAGAAGUACUUUACUAGGAAAAUCGAAGCCAUUUGAUAGACAUGAUUGGAAAAUUAAUAGAUGUGGGAAAGAAAUUGAAUACGUUAUUGAUUUCUACGCCGACGAAACCCCGAAACUUGGGCCACAAAUCUACCUAGAUGUUAGACCAAAGCUUAAUAGCUAUGAAGGAUUCAGGCUCAGAAUCCUUAAAGCCUUAGGUUACUAG
This is a messenger RNA of Eremothecium sinecaudum, 753 nucleotides long. It is a transcript of the gene CYT2, whose product is annotated as cytochrome c1 heme lyase CYT2. Gene Ontology annotation, biological process: cytochrome c-heme linkage. The record is from RefSeq and is a predicted model, not a curated record. Gene Ontology annotation, molecular function: holocytochrome-c synthase activity. The transcript has a single exon. Gene Ontology annotation, cellular component: mitochondrion. The coding region runs from base 1 to 753 and encodes 250 amino acids. Lineage: Eukaryota; Fungi; Ascomycota; Saccharomycetes; Saccharomycetales; Saccharomycetaceae.